AUGAGCGACAAUAAGAUUCUUGGUAUCGGAGGUCGUUAUCAGGUUCUUUUCUUGGAUUAUACAGAUUCCAAGUUUCGGACGUACAUAACAGAUAAUUUACUUGGAUUUUCCGUGUAUGUCUCCAAUACUACGGAUAGAUCACAGGGAACGUUGUGUUUCAAGGACAACAACUUCACAAUAAACACAAUACCUCCUGUCUUCACAACAAACUGCUCUGCUCAUGGACAAUAUAUCAUCUACUACAACGAGAGACUACCUGGAGUUGUCUACCCUGUCGGUUAUGCUAGUAAAGUAGAGAGUGACCUUUGUGAAGUAGAGGUGUAUGGAUGUCCAGUAACAGGGUUUUACGGAUCUAACUGCUCCAUUCCCUGUCCAGAUGUCAACUGUCAGUACUGUCACAUAGAGACGGGCUAUAGCCAGUGUUGUAAACCAGGGUACCAAGGUCAGCGAUGCGAAUUAGCAAAAGGCAAAUAUCCCAAACAGGCUUUUGCGAAUUUACGGCUGUAG
Magallana angulata is the source of this 507-nucleotide messenger RNA. RefSeq lists its product as uncharacterized. The coding region runs from base 1 to 507 and encodes 168 amino acids. NCBI's taxonomy places the organism in Eukaryota, Metazoa, Mollusca, Bivalvia, Ostreida, Ostreidae. The transcript has 4 exons. The record is from RefSeq and is a predicted model, not a curated record.